AAACGUCCUUGCAGAAGACGAUCUGCUGUGAUGCACAAGCUCAUCUUCAGCUUAAAUCUCUUCUAGCUUUCCUAUGUGCAAUAGCUUUUUUUUUUUUUUUUUUUUUUAAGAAAACUCAAGAUUCGAGUAGGUCGAUUUUAGACUUUUCAAAGUGAGCACAGAAUCAGUUCUUCACGAUGUGGUUGCUGAUAUUUUUGGUGUGCGUCCUGAUUUGGGCUGCUGGAACAUACUGGUACCUGUUCAUCAAGCCGAGUCCAUUUUCAGUGCAGUCGGUGAGACCUCCGGGACCUUUGGAGCUGGACCAGAGAAAGAGAGACAAAGUGCUGAAACAAGGAUUUACCAAGGAGAAGAUUCCAAAGGAUCUUGAUGCAAUUAUAAUAGGCAGUGGGAUCGGAGGAAUGACGGCUGCAGCCACACUGGCCAAAGUUGGGAAGAAAGUCCUGGUGCUGGAGCAGCACGACGUGGCAGGAGGCUGCUGUCACACUUUCACUGAGAAGGGUUUUGAGUUUGAUGUGGGACUUCACUACUUCGGGCAGCUGCAUGAAAACGGUCUGCUUAAGGUCGCUUUUGACCAAAUCACUGAGGGUCAGCUGGAGUUUGUGGAGCUAAAGCAGCAUUUUGACAGUAUUAUAAUUGGCGACAAUGAGGAACGGAGAGACUAUGCCAUCUUGAGUGGCAAGACUGAGAUGGAGCGGAACCUGAAGAAGCAGUUUCCUGAUGAUGUCGAAGCUGUGGAGGAGUUCUUUAAGCUCAUGAAGGUCACAGCCAGACAUGUUGCUCUUUUAGGCAUCCUAAAGCUGAUUCCAAAAUGGCUGGCUCUCUUUCUGCUUAAAAGUGGCAUCGCUGACUACUUCUCAUCCAUCUUUCGUCUAUCAGAAUCAAAUGCCACAGAGGUGAACAACAGACUGACAAGCAACAAGGACUUGCACUUGGUCUUCUCAUAUUUCUUCUAUGGUGUGCCUCCUAAAGAUUCCAGCUGUAUGAUCAAUGCUCUGAUGCUGCACCACUUCAAGCGUGGCGCAUACUACCCUAAAGGGGGCGCCAGUGAGAUCCCAUUCCACAUCACUAAAGUCAUACAGAAAUACGGGGGCAGUGUGCUGGUCCGCGCCCCUGUCAGCCGUAUCCUAGUGGAUAAGAAGGGAGCUGCAUAUGGAGUGACCGUGAGGAAAGGUGAUGAGCACGUGGAAGUGCGAGCUCCUAUUAUCAUUUCCAACUGUGGGAUUUUCAACACCUUCCAGAAGCUCCUACCUCCGGAAAUACAAGUCAAACCAGAGAUUCAGAGUCGUCUGGAUAUGUUAAGGCCCGGUAAAGCCUCGUUCCUGCUGUUCUCAGGGUUUGAUGCGACCGAAGAAGAGUUAGACAUCGUGUCCACCAGCAUCUGGCUCUUCAAAUCAAAUGACAUGGAUGGCAUGAUGGAUGAGUUCUUCGGUAUGAGUAAAGACGAGGCACCAGAGAACAUUCCCAUGAUGCUCCUCACUUUCCCCUCAGCCAAAGACCCCACAUCAAUCCGUCACCCAGGCAAGUCAUGUAUGACCAUCCUGACCAUGGUCAAUUAUGAAUGGUUUGAAGAGUGGAAGGACACUAGAGUGAGGAAAAGAGGCGAUGAUUACUUCAACUACAAGAUGAGAUUUGCAAACCAUCUCUUUGACUGGGCCUGCAAACACUUCCCAAAACUCAGAGAAAAGCUGGUGUAUCAGGAAGCAGCCACUCCUCUGACGAACACGCACUACCUCAGCUGUAACCGGGGAGCCAUAUAUUCUGCUGAUCACAACUUGGGCCGCUUCUAUUCAGAGGCCAUGGCUCGAAAUCGAUGUGAUACUCCCGUCAAAAACCUUUAUUUGUCAGGUCAGGACAUGUUCAGCUGUGGUAUCGCUGGUGCGUUGCAUGGUGGUCUUCUCUGUGCCUCAACUGUCCUAAACUAUCGUGUGUACAUUGACCUCAUGCUUGUCAAGAAAAAACUCAAGUGGAAGAAAGCAAAGGAGACAGCGAACCUGGCUAAGCAGAAGAAGCAGUGAUGAAGCUGUGCUGCCUCUGCAGUUUGGCAGGAGAACUGCACAGGAAAUGUUAAUGGUGCCUUCAAGUCAUGUCGGAGAUUGAACGCACAUGAAUGCAUAAAUAUGAGUGGGAAGCUCUGGAUUUUCUUUAAGACCAGAGUUUAUGAGUGUGUGUCAGUGAGAAACAUGGUGGAAAACAAAAACAAAAAAAGCAAAAAAAGUUAG
Messenger RNA from Megalobrama amblycephala (Wuchang bream), 2219 nucleotides. RefSeq names its product inactive all-trans-retinol 13,14-reductase. Gene Ontology annotation, molecular function: oxidoreductase activity. The record is from RefSeq and is a predicted model, not a curated record. Lineage: Eukaryota; Metazoa; Chordata; Actinopteri; Cypriniformes; Xenocyprididae.